AUGCCAGACCUAUUUUCAACUGACGAGGCACCAAUGUCUCAGGACAUUCGAGCCCAUUAUGUGCGCACGCAAGAAUACACAUCGACACCAAAGUAUCCGCCCGGGUCCGCAAUUGGCUCCGCACUGGGAUACUUUGGCCAUGAGAACUAUGAAGAUGACAAUGAUACUGUCGUCGUUGACAACAAGAUCUUGAACUCUGCCACACAUCAGUUUUCCGAGGGUGACUUUGUUUGCCCUGGCUUCUUCAGUCUUACAAAUCUCGAUGGCUUUACGCGUCGCUUUAAAUGCAACCAAUGGUCUUACGAAAUGCGCCGCCAAGCACAGCCGAUCUUUCCAUUCCUAUCCUUGGGCCCGUCAUCCUGCCUCAGAGACCGCGAAUUUCUCCGUUCUCAGGGGUUCACUCUUCUCCUAGCAAUCCGUAGCAGCCAGUCUGCUCAAGCACCUGAUUUCCGCUUUCCCCACGCCAUUCGUCGUAUCAAUGAUCACCUAGCGGGGGUGGAUGUUGAUACCUCUGGCGAAAUGGAAGCAUUUCAGACUGGCCAAGCACCCAUGAAGAGAAAGGUCCUAGUCUUUUGUGAAUCCGGCAAUGAGCGAUCUGCCGCGGUAGUCAUCGCCUAUAUGAUGGCGAUGCUCAAUAUGGAUCCAGGACAGGCCCUCCACUUGACUCAACAGCACCGCUUUUGUGUCUCGAUCGAGGAUCCACUGAAGCGCAUUCUCUUUUCAUUUGAGUCUAUCCUGUCGGCGAAGCGUGACGUCGAGCGUGUCAGGCGCUCGAACAUGCAGACUGGAGCUACAACCCUUGCUCCUCCACCAGUGCCCCCUGUUCUGCUCUCCAAAAAACGUAGUUUCGCGGACCAUUAUCAUGAAGAUACCGAUAUGGCCGACGGUGACAUGGAAGUCGACGGGGACAGGGACUUCUUCUCUGAGCGAAGACCCGUUGCCCCCUUUCAGGACCGCGUGGUCUAG
Messenger RNA from Penicillium maclennaniae, 966 nucleotides. Its product is annotated as dual specificity protein phosphatase family protein. Gene Ontology annotation, molecular function: F-box domain binding; protein tyrosine/serine/threonine phosphatase activity. Lineage: Eukaryota; Fungi; Ascomycota; Eurotiomycetes; Eurotiales; Aspergillaceae. The transcript has 2 exons. Gene Ontology annotation, cellular component: cytoplasm; nucleoplasm. Bases 1 to 966 code for a protein of 321 amino acids. The record is from RefSeq and is a predicted model, not a curated record. Gene Ontology annotation, biological process: negative regulation of protein binding; dephosphorylation; negative regulation of SCF-dependent proteasomal ubiquitin-dependent catabolic process.